UGGAAACAAUUUUUUACUUGCAGGCUUGCCUUUAUCUGGUCUAUCAGACUCUCGGUGGAGAGAGAGAUAUUGGGAGGCAUGGGUGGAAAGAGAAAGAAGAGCGACGAAGAACCUUUAGCGGAGGAAGAACAACCACAACUGAAGAAGAGACAGGUACUCCCAUCAUUGAUAAAGAACAAAGAGAAGAGAUCUGCUCUUCACGUGAAGCUUAAACGUGAGAAGAAGCUUGAGAAGCGUAAAAAGACUAAAGCUCGUGAUGCUGCAGAGAAGAGAGCUCUUGAGCUUGGUGAAGAGCCUCAGCCGAAGAAGGUCCCUCAUACAAUUGAGAACACGAGGGAAUUUGAUGAGACAGUCUGUAAGCCAGACGAUGAAGAGCUAUUUGCGACAAAUGAUGACGAUGAGUUUAGUGCGAUUCUUAAAAGACAACGUACUCCAAAGAUAUUAAUCACUACUUGUCGUUUCAAUUCUAGUAGAGGACCCGCAUUCAUCUCAGAGUUACUCUCAAUAAUCCCAAAUGCACACUAUUAUAAAAGAGGAACCUAUGAGUUGAAAAAGAUUGUGGAGUAUGCAAAGAAGGACGACUUCACUUCUCUUAUAGUUGUCCAUACUAAUCGUAGGGAGCCAGAUGCUCUUCUAGUCGUUGGCUUGCCUGAUGGACCAACCGCACAUUUUAAGCUCUCCAAACUAGUUUUACGGAAGGACAUUAAGAACCAUGGUAAUCCAACAGGUCAUAAGCCUGAGCUUGUGUUGACAAACUUCACAACACGUUUGGGUCAUCAUAUUGGGAGGUUCUUACAAUCACUCUUUCCUCAAGAUCCAAAUUUCCAUGGGAGGCGAGUUGUGACCUUCCACAAUCAGCGUGACUUUAUUUUCUUCCGUCACCAUAGGUACAUUUUUGACACCAAGGAAAGCAAGCCAAGUGAUUCAAAAGGUAAAAAAAUGGAGGGCGACAAGGAUGACAAAAUCUCUCAAGAAAGAGUGGUUGCACGCCUUCAGGAAUGUGGUCCACGUUUCACAUUGAAGUUGAUAAGUCUGCAGCAUGGAACAUUUGAUACGAAAAAUGGGGAAUAUGAGUGGGUUCACAAGCCGGAGAUGGACACUAGCCGCAGGAGGUUUUUCUUAUGAUUUGUUUGGCAAUGUUCUUUCGAGUUCAUUCAUUGCGGAAGGUAAGCUUAUUUUUGUAGAGAGAUUUGGUUCCUACACCUGAACAAGAACUGAUGAGCAAGAUACAAUGUAUCCUCUCUCCACUAAACUAGCCAAUUCCCUAGAAGAUCAUUGCUACUUAUUGUUUGCCUAUGUUGUAUUAGCUUAGAACGGUUUGUUCCAUGUGCAACUCCAAAACCAAUAGACAAUUAGUUGAUUGAU
Messenger RNA from Telopea speciosissima, 1365 nucleotides. Its product is annotated as ribosome production factor 1-like. Gene Ontology annotation, molecular function: rRNA primary transcript binding. The record is from RefSeq and is a predicted model, not a curated record. The transcript is spliced from 11 exons. Bases 79 to 1125 code for a protein of 348 amino acids. Gene Ontology annotation, biological process: maturation of 5.8S rRNA; maturation of LSU-rRNA. Gene Ontology annotation, cellular component: preribosome, large subunit precursor; nucleolus. Lineage: Eukaryota; Viridiplantae; Streptophyta; Magnoliopsida; Proteales; Proteaceae.